AUGGGUGAUGGCGACAGGAGAGGCGUGGCACCAUUAAAAAUUACGGGAAAUACAGCAGAAAAUUGGAUCAUAUGGAGGGCACGAUUCGAAAAUUACCUAAUUGCAGCCGAAAUUAAUAAAAAGGACGAAAAAACACAGUGUGCACAACUUCUACACUAUAUAGGUGAAGAUGGGUUCAAAAUUUAUACAACGUUCCAAUUUGCCGACAACGAGAAAGACAAAAUCAAGGUAUUACUGGAGAAAUUUCAAUCACACUUCGAAGGGAAGCAAAAUAUUUCGUACGAGAGAUACAAAUUCUUUUCGUUGAAGCAGCUGGAAGGACAGACAACAGAAAAUUUCGUAACGGAGUUGAAGACGCAGGCCGGGAAAUGUAAAUUAGAUCAACUACAGGACAGUCUAACUGUUACCAUGAUUAUAUGCGGGAUUAGAAACGUCCAUGUUCGAGAAAAGCUACUCCAGGAGGAUAAUCUUGAAUUAGACAAGGCGGUGGAGCUGUGUCGAGUUAUCGAAUCAUCUAAACUACGUAGCGAAAUUAUGGGAAGUUCAGUCGGGGCAGGAGCUGCAACAGCAGAAAUAAAUGAAGUAAACCGAAGCAGAGUGAAGGACAGGUAUGUGCCAAAAACAAUAAAUGACUGUAAUAAAUGUGGGCAAGAAGAACACAUAGCGCAGAUCACAGAGUUAGUACCAAAUGCUUUAGAUGACGAUGGCAAUAAUGGAAUCAUACUCUAUCAAGCUAUAAGGGAGUAUUUAAGACAUAACUAUCGAGACUUGUAA
Messenger RNA from Photinus pyralis (common eastern firefly), 774 nucleotides. RefSeq lists its product as uncharacterized. The record is from RefSeq and is a predicted model, not a curated record. NCBI's taxonomy places the organism in Eukaryota, Metazoa, Arthropoda, Insecta, Coleoptera, Lampyridae. Bases 1 to 774 code for a protein of 257 amino acids. The transcript is spliced from 2 exons.